AUGCCGUCCACCGAGCCAUGGAGCCCCAGCUGGGGCACGACGUCUUGGGACUACUCGGGCUCAGGCUUCCUGGACCAGAUGGAGCUGUGCCCGGCCUGGGACCUGCCUUACCGCCACGCUAUCAUCCCAGCGCUCUACCUGGCGGCCUUCGCCGUGGGCCUGCCGGGCAACGCCUUCGUGGUGUGGCUGCUGGCCGGGCGGCGCGGGCCGCGGCGGCUGGUGGACACGUUCGUGCUGCACCUGGCGGCUGCCGACCUGGGCUUCGUGCUCACGCUGCCGCUGUGGGCGGCGGCGGAGGCGCUGGGCGGCCGCUGGCCCUUCGGCGCCGUCGCGUGCAAGCUCAGCAGCUCCGCGCUGGCGGCCACGCGCUGCGCGGGCGCGCUGCUCCUGGCGGGCAUGAGCGUGGACCGCUACCUGGCGGUGGGCCGGCCGCCGAGCGCGCGGCCGCUGCGGACCCCGCGCUGCGUGCGAGCGGCCUGCUGCGGCGCCUGGGCGGCGGCCGUCCUGGCGGGGCUGCCCGCCCUGCUCUACCGCGAGCUGCAGCCGAGCCCGGACGGCCUGGGCAGCCGGUGCUCCGAGCGGCCCUCGGAUGCGCUGCAGGGCCUCGGCCUGCUGCUGCUGCUGCUGACCUUCGCGCUGCCGCUGGCCGUCACCCUCGCCUGCUACUGCCGCGUGUCGCGCCGCCUGCCGCGCGUGGGCAGGGCCCGGAGCAACUCGCUGCGCAUCAUCGUCGCCGUGGAGGGCGUCUUCGUGGGCUCCUGGCUGCCCUUCGGCGUGCUGCGAGCCGUCUUCCACCUGGCGCGGCUCCGGGCGCUGCCGCUGCCCUGCUCGCUGCUGCUGGCGCUGCGCUGGGGCCUGGCCGUCGCCACCUGCCUGGCUUUUGUCAACAGCUGUGCCAACCCGGUCAUCUACCUGGUGCUGGACCGCUCGUUCCGCGCGCGGGCCCGCUUCGGGGUGUGCUCGGCCGCCGGGCGCCGGGUGCGAAGGAUCAGCUCGGCCUCGUCGCUCUCCAGGGACGACGGCUCGGUGUCCUGGGGCCGGUCCCCGAAGGCGAGCUCGGCCUCGGCGGCCUGGUAGUCUCCCCGGGGCGGCGAAGGGGAGCGGCCGCGGGGCUCCAAAGACGGGAACCUCACGGAGGGCGACCGUGCGCCCGGGGACUGUCCAGAGCUCUCUCGGAGCUAGCUGCUGAGGCUGGCUGUUCUCUCCGGCUGAUAGGGGUGGGGAAGGGUCGAGGUGUUUCCCUAAUUUUCCCCAGGGCAAGGAAGGCUGUGUGAGACACCCACCCGGGGAAGCAGCGUGGGUUCACCUGGUAGGUGGGAGGGAGGGGGUUCCCUUCUCUGUUUCAGUCUGUGUAACUCAGCCCAACAUCCAACCAGACUCUCUCGGGCCUUUUUUUGUCCCUGACUAUUCUGCCCCCUGCAAGAGCCUUUGCCCUCUGCGCCAGCCCUCUAGCAACGCCACCGCAAAGAUGGUCUGUACUCCCUGAGGAGUGACAGCGCGCGCUCUGGUCAUCGCUGUGGUUGCCUGUACCCUACCUCAUCCUCAAUUCGGAUUUUUGUUUUCAGAGGCUCACGAACGACACGGGGGAACCAACCAGGGUGUGCGCUGCCCAGUGCGUCCUUCACAGUACCCCCCCCCCCCCGUGUGGCGACCCUCUUCCCUUCCGGAGGCGCUGGGGACUCACUCUGGAAAUUGUUCUGGCCUUCCUUCUAAGAGUGCUGGGAUCUGAAACUUUUCAGUGGGUGUUCGGAUCCCCUCUCUCAGCCAGGGACCCCAGGUUCUUCUGUGUGUUCACAUUUUAAUAAAAACUUUUGUUA
Molecule: messenger RNA, 1817 nt
Organism: Psammomys obesus (fat sand rat)
Lineage: Eukaryota; Metazoa; Chordata; Mammalia; Rodentia; Muridae
Gene: Gpr25
Product: G protein-coupled receptor 25
Exons: 1
Coding region: 1-1077 (358 amino acids)
Biological process (GO): G protein-coupled receptor signaling pathway; immune response
Cellular component (GO): membrane
Molecular function (GO): G protein-coupled receptor activity
Source: RefSeq, a predicted model, not a curated record